Messenger RNA from Dioscorea cayenensis subsp. rotundata (Guinea yam), 1270 nucleotides. Its product is annotated as ornithine decarboxylase-like. Gene Ontology annotation, molecular function: ornithine decarboxylase activity. NCBI's taxonomy places the organism in Eukaryota, Viridiplantae, Streptophyta, Magnoliopsida, Dioscoreales, Dioscoreaceae. The transcript has a single exon. Gene Ontology annotation, cellular component: cytoplasm. Bases 29 to 1270 code for a protein of 413 amino acids. The record is from RefSeq and is a predicted model, not a curated record.
UUUCCAAAAAUCAUGUCUUGGUGAACCGAUGGUUCAACUUCCUGCUUUAGAAACAUCACCUGGUUUGGAGGGGAAAAAGAUCUUGAGCCUUAGAAAUAGCUCAAAAGAAGCCAUUAUUGAGCUUAUUCAAUCAAUUAUCACCUCCAAUCCAAAAGUUGAUGAGCCAUUCUUUGUCAUGGACUUGGGAGUCAUUGUAGAGCUCUUUAAGAAUUGGAACCACUCUUUGAAGAAUGUUCGGCCUUAUUAUGCCGUCAAAUGCAACCCAGACCCCGCUUUUCUCGGCACAAUGGCGGCACUUGGUGCCGGCUUCGACUGUGCCAGCCGUGGAGAGAUCGAAGCCGUGCUGGCCCUUGGUGUCACUGCUGACAGCAUCAUCUAUGCCAACCCAUGCAAACCAGAAUCACACAUCAAGCUCGCAGCUGAAGUUGGUGUCAAUCUCACCACCUUCGACUCCAUUCAUGAGCUGCCCAAGAUCAAGAAACACCAUCCAAAGUGUUCUCUGUUGCUUCGCCUCAAAGCACCCGAUGAUUCCGGGGCACGCAGACGACUAGGGACAAAGUACGGUGCAUUGCCGGAGGAGGUUGAGCCAUUACUCCGUGCUGCAAACGAAGCUGAGCUUACAGUGAUAGGGGUGUCUUUCCACGUAGGGAGUGGUGCCACUAACUCCGACACCUACCGAACAGCCAUUGCCUCAGCCAGGGCUGUGUUCGAUGUGGCAGACAAAGUUGGAGGAGCUCGUAUGCACAUGCUUGAUAUUGGAGGUGGAUUCUCGGCAGGGACUCAAUUUGAAGAAACAACCAAUGUCAUCAAAAUUGCUAUUGAAACAUACUUCUCUGAUAUACCUGAGCUUGAAGUAAUUGCUGAGCCUGGGAGAGUUUUCGCCGAGACAGCAUCGACUUUGGCUACAAACAUUGUUGGGAAGAGAGUGAGGGGCAAAGUGAGGGAGUAUUGGAUCAACGAUGGGAUCCAUGGUUCAUUUAGUUGCAUCAAGAAUGAUACUGCAACCGUGACAAUGAUGCCGUUGGCUUGUUAUUCGAGCUCCAAUAAUGUUCGGUGUGUAGGAAAAGUGAAAUAUUCAUCAACUAUUUUUGGUCCAACAUGUGAUUCUAUGGACACCAUUCGGAAGGAGGAGAUGCUGCCGGAGUUGGAGGUGGGGGAUUGGCUUGUGUCCCCUAACAUGGGUGCAUACACAAAAUCUAUGGGAUCUGACUUCAAUGGUUUCUUAACCUCGGGUAUUUGUGUUUAUCUUGGGUGCUCUGGUGGAUAUUAA